AUGUCCAGGAUGUUCAUGAAGUUUUCUGGUUUCAAGCGGCGCAGGAACAGCAGAAAGAAGCUCAAGAGUACGUCCCGUUUGUUCCUGGGGUUGGGGAAGAGAAGAACCCGACUUGCCAAGAAGAAACGCCGCAAGUCAAUGCUGAAGAACACCUCUCGAUUCAUGAUGAGGUUUAAGGCCAGCAAAAAGAGGAAAAAGGAGAAAGAGCAAGCAGCGGCAAAUGGUGGGAAGAAGCCAACUUAUAUGCUGCUUCGCCUGGGCGGAGGGAAUAAUUCAAAUGAGAAGAAGGGGGGCUUCUUUAAAGGCUUAUUUAAAAAAAAGGAUGGUGACGGGUCUCCUGAUGAGUUCAAGAACAGAAGUCUCUUGCUGGGUAAGGUUGCAGCAGCAACUAACUGGCUGACCAAACGUUUCCUGUCAACUAAAAUGGGAGGAAAUUCAGAGCACCGUGGUUGGGGGGGACGUAGAGCGAAUAGCCGACAUGCCAGCUCUAGACGAUAUCCCCAUGGUUACCAAAAUGAUGGUUAUGAACAUGGGGAUGAGGCUUACGGAUACAACCAGGGACAUUCAAUUGGCCAGAAAGGUUAUGGGGACUAUUAUGAUGGUUAUGGGGGUUAUGGAGAUGAGGCAGCUGCAGCAUACGGAGACCAAGGUCAGAUCGGUUACUAUGACAAUGGGGCAGGGGUAGCAGACCAUCAGGACUUGGGUUACUAUGAGGAAGAUGUUCUUUAUGAUCCCACUACCGAAUAUUAUGAAGAAGGCCUUUACAAUGAGGGCAUGGAGGACUACUACAACCCUUAUCCCUCUGCCCAAGGCCAUUACAACCAGGAAGCUGAUCCCUAUGGUUACCAGCAACAACAGACAAUGGCUAUGUAUGGUGAUGAGGUUGUGGACUAUUAUGCGCCAAUGGGUGAUCACAUGUAUGGAGGAGCAGUAGAUGGAUUCCUCGACCCUCAGACUCAGGGUUUUUAUGAUGAAAAUGGUCAAGGAGUUUUCUACGAUGAUGGACAAGGAGACUAUUAUGACAAUGGACAUGCAGGUUAUUAUGAGAACCCCUAUACAGCAACUAUGGGGAUGCAAGGGGGUUUUCAACCAGACCACCAACUUAGCUUUACUGAUGCUGGCAUGCCCUAUCAGGAAUACAGCUCUCAACAGGCAAUGGGUUUCCCACCAGUAGGCCAGCAGGUCUUCAGAGGACAGGGGAUGAAUCAGGUGCAGGGCCUGCCCGGGGACCAGUAUGCAGACCAGAUGGCUCAAUAUGGGAAUGAUGUCGGUGGACUUCAGGGAGGGGAGAUUGCAUUCAGAGUUCCCAGACCUCAAGUGCGCCUUUUUGGUAAAGAGCGUCUGGAAGUGCCCCUGCCCCCUCCCCCUACUUUGCCACCUGAUCCGGAAUUUGAAGAUAUGUCAGAAAUCCAAUAUGAAGACCAGAUUCCUCUUGCUCCAGGUCAACUCGGUGACAUGAUGUCAUUACGGCCACAAAUGGCAAUGUCGCCGCAGCAACAAAUGAUGAUGUCUGCUCAAGAUCACAUGAUGAUGGCCCCACAGAUAAUGUCACAGCAGCAACCGAUGAUGAUGCAACAAGAACAGAACAUGUCCCCCCAAAUGAGCCCACAAGAACAGAUGAUGUCACAGCAAAUGAUGUCCCCACAAGAACAGAUGAUGCAAAUGAUGUCACCACAAGAACAGAUGAUGUCACAGCAAAUGAUGCUGCCGCAGCAACAGGUGGCUUCUCAGUUGAUUUCACCACAGAUGAUAUCAGAUCCAAUGAUGAUGCCACAACAGCAGGGCUAUGGCCCACCAUUAAUCCCUACUCCAACUGCCAUGAUUAUUAAACAAGCAAGUAUGUCCCCUCGUCCUGCACGCCAUAUGCUACCCUCUCCGACUCCAUCCCGCCGCUCUGUCAUGAUGCCACGCCACCCCUCUGCCAUGCCUUCACCUGUGCCCUCUCCUAUGCUUCCACGUAGACGAAGCCCCUCUCCACAACCCUCCAUGAGGAGUGGGCUCAUAAGUGCUCAAAGACCCCCCUCUGUUAUGUCAAGACAGAUCUCACCUCCUGUAUCUCCCAUGGCGUCCCCCCUUGCCCACCGUAGAAUGCAGCCUCAGAGAUCACCUUCUCCUCCAGCUCGAGGACCCUUAGCCCCUCAUUCUCCUCAUGCUUCUUUGAUACAGCGAAGUCCAACAACCUCAGCAAGAGUAUCAAUGAGGCAACGUUCUCCACCUUCCUCACCACGUGCUUCCAUGAGGAGGCGCAGUCCCCCAGCCUCACCCACUGCCGCUCGCAGUCCAUUUGGGCAGAGGAGGAUGCAUGGGCCACCCUCUGCUCCACUCUCCCCUGGUCAUGUAUCUCCCCCUCUCUCUCCACAGCUCAGCAGGAGACCAUCUCCCUCUCCAUCUCAUCGCAGUUUAUCCCCUGCAGGGCACCGUCCAGCCCCAUCCUCCCCCACCCUUUCUCGCCGCUCAACUCGGCUGCUCAGAGACCCCACCCCCUUACCCAGGCCCAGGAUGGGGGGAAAUGUUCCUUUAGGUACUGUCAGACCCUCCCCUAUGGGUCUCAGAGGGCGUCCAGUGCCCCCACCCACCCAAAAUGUGCGUCCAUUCCGCGCUUCCUCUAUGAGGAGCAAUAGGUCCUCUGUUCUCACAGUAGACUCCCUCCACUCUUCCCCUUUCCACUCCCCUCACAUGGUCCACCGUGCUCCCCUCGGGAGGAGAGAAUCUGGUCGGUUUCCUCCUCGCCCUAUAGCUCGAGGACGUCCCCUUAUGCAGCCUAUGAGAAGGAUGCCUCCUGCUUCUCCUCAACUGUCUCUGAAACACCAUCCUGCAUCCCCACGCCUCUCUCCUCGACUCUCCCGUCAGCCCUCUCCCCUCCUGCCUCCUCGAGCUUCCCAUCCACCUGUUUAUGCACCAGAAGCAUACUUGUCUGACCCAUAUGCUGAUCCUUACGCUGAUCAGCUUGUUGCUCCCUCUUCUCCCAGGCUAUCUAAUGCUUUGCAGAAUCAGGCCAUCCGGCAGGCGUCUUUUUAUUCACCCCUUGGCCCAGAGGUGGUAGGCAUGGGUGAAAUGGCUCCUGAAUAUGAAGAACCUUAUUAUCCCUCAUCCCCUACCUUAUCUGGUGCAAUGCAAAUCCAGGCCAUUCGGGAUGCAUCCUAUGUUUCCUCACUGCAGAGACCAAUGUCACCUUAUGAGCAGCCUAUGGCUCCCUCAUCUCCCACGCUGUCUGGGGCACUGCAGAAUCAGGUUCUACGAGAUUCAUCCUAUGUUUCUCCUUUACAAAGACCAAUGUCCCAUUAUGAACAACCCAUACCACCUUCUUCUCCAAUGCUCUCUGGAGCUCUGCAGAAUCGGGCAGUGAGAGAUGCAUCRUAUGUGUCUACCCUUCAGAGGCCUCAGUCRCCAUAUGCUGGAUCUGUGCCUUCAUCUCCAAUGCUCUCUGGAGCUCUGCAGAAUCGGGCYGUGAGAGAUGCAUCRUAUGUGUCUACCCUUCAGAGGCCUCAGUCRCCAUAUGCUGGAUCUGUGCCUUCAUCUCCAAUGCUCUCUGGAGCCAUGAGACAUGGUCAGGCACUGAGGGGUGUAGCUUCUUAUCAGACUCCACAGCUUCGUUCACCAUAUGGGCCAACUGUCGUUACCCCAUACGAUUAUAUCUCUGAGCCUGGCCCAGCACCAUUGCUCCAUGAUGCCCUGCAGAACCGAGCUGACUUGCAAAGUGUUUCAUCUUUACGAUCACCAAUGAUGCCACGCCGAAAUCCUUAUGCCCCGGCUGGGCCUCACGUCCACAGUGCAUUACAGCAGAACCUUAACCUCCGCCAAGCAUCUUAUCAGACACCUAUGCAGCUCAGACGGUCCCCUUAUGGGCCCCCACCACCUUCUUCGCCAAUGCUGGGAAGUGCCCUGCAAAACCCACAGAUGAUGCAGGCAUCGUACCGCCUGCCAGACGGAACCUUGGUGUCACCAUAUGCAAAUUCACGUUCCUCCCCUUUGCUUGGCAAUGCUUUGCAAAACCAACAAGUCCGUGGCGCCUCAUACACAUUGCCCGAUGGAUCAGUUAUCAGGGACCCACGUGUGCCCCAGAAGCCCAUGUCUCCUAACCUUUCCAGAGCUCUUCAGAACCAGGAUCUCAAGACUGCUUCAUAUACUCUCCCUGAUGGCACCAUUAUAGACCCCAGACAGCAACAAUCUAUCUCCCCAAACCUGGCUAAGGCCCUGACCAACCCAGCUCUGCGUGAAGCCUCUUACUCUCUUCCUGAUGGCACCAUCGUGAUUGACCCCAGGAAACCAAAGUCCCCGAACCUGUCAGCCGCACUUCAGAACCCGUACCUGAAAAGCGCAUCGUACAUGCUGCCAGAUGGCACUAUCAUCAUUGAUCCACGGAAACCUGUCUCUCCAAACCUGUCCAAUGCUCUUCAAAACUCUAUGCUGCGAGACGCAGCCUUCAAAUUGCCAGAAGGAAUUCAUGACCCUAAUAUACCCUUAACACCACACCUGACCAAGGCUCUCAACAACCCUGCCUUGAAAGGAGCUUCAUACACGCUCCCAGAUGGAACUAUUAUAGUGGAUCCAAGGAAACCAAAGAGCCCCAAUCUGAUGGCUGCCCUGCAGAACCCCUAUCUAAAGGGUCUCUCAUAUACCCUGCCUGACGGAACCAUCAUUAUAGACCCACGGAAACCCGUUGCCCCUGACCUGUCUAAGGCUCUUUUGAACGAGAACCUUCGAAACGCAUCAUACCAGCUCCGUGACGGUUCCCUGGUUAUCCCCGGCCAGAAGCCCAACCUUGCAGGUGCCCUGAGGCAAAACAAGGCACUUCGAUCUACAGGUCUCUAUCAUCUGUCAGAAAACUCUGCACUGUCAGGCGUCCCUAAACCCACCCCUCCCAACCUCUCCUCUGUGCUGAAGAACGAGGAACUCCGUGGUGUCAGUUACAGGCUGCCGGAUCGAUCUCUUCUCACGCGACGGUUCCACAACCCCAGUCUGUCUGACGCCAUCCAAAACCAGAAUCUUCGCUAUGCGUCAUACAGGGUCCCAACAGGCCUGCAGGGUGAGGAUAACCGCUACGCUGUGAUUCCUCCCUAUGGGCCACACUCAGGCCACUGGGCCAGGAAUACCCGAGGAGGUGGAGGGGAGGGAGGGGAAGACGUUUGGGCAGCUGAGAGGGUUUUACCACAUGGGACAGUCCAGAAUCUGACAAAGUGGGCCAUGUACAAAGAAGACGGAGUGCUGGAAGGAUAUUUCCCCACAUCUCGAUUUUUGGACGGACAGCAGGACCCAGACUGGACUCCUGACAGAGAUAGAGCACCUGGUCAAAGCUGGUAUGACAAGAUCUUCUCCAUCCUGAGCAUGCCCACAACAGGCCACAGGGUGAAGAACUGGGCAGAGGGAAUGGAGGACAUGACACAGCUGCCUGAGCUGAAUGAGACCACAGUUCUGAUGAACCUGAAGAAGCGCUACGACCAGGAACUCGUUUAUACGUACAUAGGCAGCAUCCUUGUGUCUGUCAAUCCUUACAAGUUGCUGAACGUUUACGGCACAGACGUGGUGCUUCAGUAUGAAGGCCGCGGCCUGGGCGACAACCCUCCUCAUCUUUUUGCCAUUGCUAACCUCUCAUACACCAACAUGAUGGAUGCCAAAAAGGACCAGUGUAUCGUGAUCAGCGGAGAAAGCGGGUCAGGAAAGACAGAAGCUACAAAACUAAUCCUGCGUUACUUGACAGCCAUACAUCACAAACGCAACAUCACACAACAGAUAGAGAUCCUGGAGGCCAUGCCCCUGUUGGAAUCUUUUGGGAAUGCCAAAACCGUGCGCAACGACAACUCUUCACGCUUUGGCAAAUACACUCAGAUCUACAUGGAGGAGGGUGUAAUCAGUGGUGCCAUAACGUCUCAGUACCUGUUGGAGAAGUCUCGCAUUGUCUUUCAGGCCAAAUCAGAGAGGAACUACCACAUCUUCUACGAGAUGUUAGCUGGUCUUCCUCCCCAUGAGAAGAGCUCGCUGUAUCUGCAGGAAGCUGAGACUUACUACUAUCUGAAUCAGGGAGGGGAUUGUACCAUAGAGGGGAAGGAUGACGGAGAGGACUUCAGGCGUCUGCUGAGUGCCAUGGACACACUGCAUUUCACCCCAGAGGAGCAAACCGGCAUCUACAGACUGCUGUCCUCUGUUCUUCAUCUGGGGAACGUUUACUUCCAGCCACACCAGGCUGAGGGUCAGAAGGUUGCGUCUGUGGUGAGUGGGCAGGAGAUCAGGGUUGUGGCUGAGCUGCUGCAGAUCUCACCCGACGGCCUGCAGAAAUCUGUCACCUUCAAGCUGACAGAUACAGUGCGAGAGAAGAUCUACACCCCGCUCACAGUGGAGAGUGCUGUGGAUGCCAGAGAUGCUGUUGCCAAGAUCCUGUAUUCGCUACUGUUUAGUUGGCUGACAGAGCGCAUCAACGGACGGGUCUACCCUCGCAACGAAGCCCUCUCCAUCUCCAUAUUGGACAUAUAUGGAUUUGAGGAGCUACAGGUGAACAGUUUUGAGCAGUUGUGCAUCAACUACGCCAACGAAACUUUGCAGUUCUUUUUCAACAGGGUCGUCUUCCAGGAGGAGCAGGAGGAGUACAUGCGGGAGCAGAUCGAGUGGCAGCAGAAGCCUUUUAGCCACAACCAGGCCUGUCUUGACCUCAUUGCUGCUAAGCCUCAUGGGAUACUGCGGAUACUGGACGACCAGUGCGGUUUCCCUCAGGCAACAGACCACACCUUCCUUCAGAAGUGCCACUAUCACCAUGGAAACAACCCGCUGUAUGCCAGGCCAAAGAUGCCACUGCCAGAGUUCACCCUGAAACACUACGCUGGGAGAGUCACCUAUCAGGUGACUAAAUUCUUGGAUAAGAACUUCGACAUGGUCCGUCAGGAUGUUUUAGACCUCUUCACCCAGAGCAGGAACAAAAUGGUGUCCAGCCUCUUCCUGAAGCACUCAGAGUCUGUGUCUCAGCAGCGGUCGAAUGGUCGACGCAGCAGCGCGGCGCGGCGCUAUCAAGCCAACACGGUCAGUGCGAAGUUUCAGAGCAGCCUGCAGGAGCUGCUGGAGAAGAUGGAAAGGUGUAACCCUUAUUUUGUGCGAUGCAUCAAGCCAAACCAUCAUAAGGAGCCAGGAGCAUUUGACAUGGAGUUGGUCAACGCUCAGCUGCAUUACUCUGGUAUCAUGGAGACCAUCCUUAUCAGGAAGGACGGUUAUCCAAUCAGAUUGAACUUUCACAGUUUCCUAUCAAGGUAUAAAGGCCUCCUCUGCCUGAAGGAUCUUCCGCCUGCAGACGGUGAAAACUGUGUCAUCAUGCUUCACAAGCUCGGCCCGGUGAAGAACGGCUCGUACCAGCUGGGAGUCAGUAAGAUUUUCCUGAAAGAGGAGUUGUAUCAGCUGCUGGAGGGGAAGCGUGACCGUGUGCUGCACCUCGCUGCCAUGACGCUGCAGAGAUACACUCGCAUGUAUUUUGUCCGAAAGAACUUUAUCAAGUUCCGGCGCCGUUUGACGCUGUUCGAAGCUCGCUGCAGAGGCUACGUGGCGAGAGUAAAGUUUGCUCUGAGGAGGAAGUACCUCAUAAGGUUCCGCUCAGCCGUGCUGCUUAUUGUCAACCGCCAGCGUUACAUGAGGACAGUGCUGGAGCCAGCGAGGAAGGCAGAGGAGGAUCGAGUCAAUAGAGAAGUAGUGAAUGUGACAACGCUGCCUAUCCCUGCUGAGCUGGCAGCCCUGCUGCAAGUCGCCUCAGGUGGUGAAGAGCUUCAUUCUGACUGCUUGGCUGUGGUCCAGGCUCCAAAGGUUCAGGUUGACCCUCAGCUCACCCUGCCCCUGGAUAUCAACAACUACCUCAUGACACACUACGUCCGGGCCAUAUUUAGGGAGCCAUUGUUCGGGUUGCUGACUGCUCCACUGGAUUGUUCUCUGAUCAGACUGGAUGAGGAUCUGAAACAAAGAUCCCUGAACAUUUUCAUUCUGAUACUCAGGUUCAUGGGUGAUCCCAACCUGAAUGGGGCUCAGGAGAAUCUGUUUGGGAACUACAUCAUCCAGAGAGGACUGGCCAAUCCCAGCCUCCGAGAUGAGAUCCUGGCUCAGGUAGCCAAUCAGGUUUGGAGGAAUCCGAACAUUUUGAAUUCAGAGCGUGGUUGGCUCCUCCUCUCCUCUUGUCUCUCUGCCUUCCUGCCCUCUCAAAGACUGGCCAAGUACCUGCUGAAGUUUGUGUCUGACUACGGUCCGGAGGGCUACAACUGCGUGUGUCAGCACCGUCUGCUUCAGGCUCUGCAGCGGCUGAACGUCGGGCCGGAGUACGUCCGGACCUACCCGCCCUGUCUACUGGAGUGGACAGCCAAUCGCAAGAGAGCUCACACUGUCCUGCACAUACACUGCUUUGAUGGUGUAUCCUUCCUGUGUCCUCUACACUCCUGGACAACAGGAGAAGAAAUGGCCAAAGACAUCUUACAACACAGGGGUGUGGUAGAGGGCCGUCGAGGCUGGUCGGUGCUGUUGAAGGAGCCGGCUCAGUGGGUGGAGCUGGAGGGCUCGGACUAUGUCCUGGACUUGAUGUCGGACCUGGAGCUUCCUGCCGACUUCCCCAAACACAGCAGCUACUUCAUCAUCUCUGCACAGGAACCCACCAGAGUGCGGCCCAAUGCCAGCAUAAGCCUGUUGGGCGGUGGGUUUGACACAAAGGAUGAUUUCACAACUUCACCCAUACUUGGCAAUGAUGACUCGGAGCCUCAGAGAGGGAUGGAUCGUUAUCUCGACAGCCUGUUUGACCCUGUGCUGUCUGAUGGAACUGGGGAAGUAGAGUCGGCCGCAGGACUCUCCAGCAGGAUGAAGGGGGCUGGGGGAGUCGGAGGGGGUUGGCAUCAGCAGGGGCAGUCCACGGGCCCCCCACCUCCACCUGGAGCUGUGAGAGUCCUUCCCGUGGGAGGUGUGAUGUCGCCUCCUGUUGCAGCCGUGGCACCUGUGACACCUGAUGCACAGCAGGCUGUUUUGGCCCGGCAGCAGCAGGCAAUCGUGAACCAGCAGGCCAUCAUCAUGGCUCAGCAGAUGACCAUGCAGGCCAUGGCCAUGGUCAGCCCAGUGUCAAGCCCUCCCAUGUCCCCGAUCACAAGCCCUCCCUCGAGUCCCCUGCCUCACCACCCUACCAGCCCAUACGCCCCGAGCCCGUACGCUGUCAUACCUCCAAGUCCGUACGCUAACAUCCCGCCCAGCCCUUACGCCAACUUCACUCCCACUCCCUACGCUGCCACACAAAUCCCGCCGAGCCCCUACCCUCCUACUGCUCAGCAGGAACAAGCUCCCUCACAGCCUCAAGCUCAGCCCCCCGCCGAGCCCCAGACGCAGCCCGGAGCUCGGCCUCAGCCUCGGGCCGACAACCCCAAACCUCAGCUAAGCUCCACUGACACUAACCAGAAUGAGCCGGCAAAGCCUAAAGCUAACCCGGCCGCACAGAUGCCGCAUCCCAGUGACUCCAAGGACUACAGACCGGUGGCACUGACGUCCCACAUCAUGAACACCCUGGAGAGACUCGCCCUGGAGAAGCUCAGGCCCGUGGUCAGGACACACUUGGAUCCCCUCCAGUUCGCCUACCAGCCCCAGCUAGGAGUCAAGGACGCCAUCAUCUACCUGCUGUCUACGCCCACCUGGACAAGCCGGCUAGCACUGUGA
Messenger RNA from Paralichthys olivaceus (Japanese flounder), 9648 nucleotides. NCBI's taxonomy places the organism in Eukaryota, Metazoa, Chordata, Actinopteri, Pleuronectiformes, Paralichthyidae. The record is from RefSeq and is a predicted model, not a curated record.